Messenger RNA from Nicotiana tabacum (common tobacco), 1005 nucleotides. RefSeq lists its product as uncharacterized. The record is from RefSeq and is a predicted model, not a curated record. NCBI's taxonomy places the organism in Eukaryota, Viridiplantae, Streptophyta, Magnoliopsida, Solanales, Solanaceae.
AUGGGUUGUAGGAAUUCGAAGCCGAAUGUAUGCCAAAAAUGCCAGACGCACUAUUCUCCAGUGCACCGAAGCUACUCAAUGUCUAAAGAUUUUCCUACUGAUACAAACACUAAUGGUAGCUUUCAUCUGGUCUCUCUCACUUCCUCAACAUUAGGAUCUUUGAGGCUUGAUCCACUGAACAAAAGUAUCAAAGAUGAUCAUUCGUUGUUCGAAAAAGGUGGCAGCGAUGAAGGGAAGAUUUAUAAAGAAGAGUUCGAAAUGGGGUUGAUUGAGGCAAAGACAUGGUCCCAAAUGAUCAAUGAGAAAAUCCCCAAAGUGGUUCCUAAGACGCCCAUUGCAACUCCUCCUGGCGAGCCGGAGGGUGUCAAUGUUUGGGAAUUGAUGAAAGAUUUGGAAGAUAUUGAUCCUCUUAAAUCGCCUCAUCAUGUUCGUAGCUUUUCUUUCCAUGUCUUUCCAGAUCCUUAUGAUCAUCAGCUUACUCCCAGACUGAAAUCAAACUAUGAAGUAACAGAGUAUAGAUUGGUGCAACAUGGUAAAGACAAACUGGUUGUUUACUUCACAAGCGUAAGAGGGGUGAGGAAAACGUACGAGGAUUGUUGUCAUGUUCGGAUGAUUUUGAAGGGAUUAGGUGUUAAGAUCGACGAAAGAGACGUAUCAAUGCACGCAGAGUUCAAGGAGGAGUUGAGAGAGUUAUUAGGAGAGGAAUAUAGCGGUAGGGGUUUGCCUAGGGUAUUUCUUGGGAGAAAAUACAUCGGUGGGGUUGAUGAAAUAUGCAGAAUGCAUGAAGAUGGGCAGCUUGAGAAGGUAGUAGAAAGCUGCGAAAAGGCAGAAGAUGGAGUUUGCGAGGCCUGUGGAGAUAUGAGGUUUGUGCCAUGUGAAACAUGCUAUGGGAGUUGUAAAGUAUACUAUGAAGCAGAGUAUGAUGAAGAAGAUGAGUGUGGCUUCCAACGAUGCCCAGAUUGUAAUGAGAAUGGACUAAUACGAUGUCCAAUUUGUUGUGAUUAG